Molecule: messenger RNA, 9641 nt
Organism: Oryzias latipes (Japanese medaka)
Lineage: Eukaryota; Metazoa; Chordata; Actinopteri; Beloniformes; Adrianichthyidae
Gene: igf1ra
Product: insulin-like growth factor 1a receptor
Biological process (GO): regulation of JNK cascade; protein autophosphorylation; multicellular organism development
Cellular component (GO): axon; plasma membrane; insulin receptor complex
Molecular function (GO): insulin receptor activity; phosphatidylinositol 3-kinase binding; ATP binding
Source: RefSeq, a predicted model, not a curated record
GUCCGAAUCCGCUCCAGGUUUUCCGGGCCGCUCCUCGCCACCUUAUCCGUAGCACUAUGUGUUUAUGUGUGAGACGCCGACUCUUGUUUACAGCAGCGAUUCCACGGAGGGGCAGAGACCCGCAGCCGACGCUACCUGACGGCGGACCGGAGGAGAACCGCAUGUGGAUGUAGCACGCGCGCAGCAGACCUCCCCUGUUUCUCUUCAUCGAGCGCGCGAGGAGAAACGCAAAGCGAGAAAAGGGACUCUGCGUGGACUCACGCUCCCUCCCACCCCAGCCGAGGUCGUCUAGCUUGGAGACCCAUUCUCCUGCGUGGCACAAGUCUGGGAUUUUCUUUCAGCGGUAGAUUUCCGGACGGAUCGCUGACGCGAGUCCGGGCAGAGCAGGUCGGGGGGGUGGUUUUUUGGGGGAGCCGGGACGCGUCCGCUGGGUCAACCUGGGGCUGUGCUGGUUUGAAUGGCACAAGCAAACGGAUUUUUCAUUCAUUUUUCAAGCUCGCAGCCACCACCCCUGCGGAUCUGAACGGGUUUUUUCCCUGCCCCCCCUCCUCCUCCUCGCGCGCGCGCCUCACCGUCGCACAGUCACUCGCACGAGGGAUUAUUGUUAUUUUACCGUGGUGGUAAAGGCUUCUGUUUAAAGUCAUUGUUUCUUUCUUAACAACAACCUGGCCCGAGCGCACAGUUGUUUUCAAGAGAUGGAGAAUGACGAUGGAGAUUACCAUCAUUUAUCCGGGAAAAUCACUGGCCUGUGUUCCAUACCAGCCAAAGGAUAUGGGGAUAGGCAAAAAUAGCAGACUGUUUUAGCCUUUAGAUAUCUAUACAUGUCUAUUUAUCAAACGAUCCCCUUUUCCCCAAAUCUCCUGUGCGCAUUUAUUUAUGUUUUAGAGCAAAGCCAGAAUAAAGGGCGAGCAGACUACCAAAGAGUAGUCAUUUUUAAUAUAUAUAUAUAAAUAUAUUUCCCCAUUUUUAAUCGCACAUGCUCUCUGAGGAGCACAUGCGUACAACCCUUUUAUUUUGUUUUGGAUCAAUUUCCAGCUGACUUUGAGAGGAAAAUAAUGACCUGGAACGUGGUAUCAGUAACAUCGAUGGGCAGGCUGACCUUGUUUUGGGGUCUGAUGCUGUCUGUCUCCGCUGUCUGCAUUUGCUCCACAUAUGGAGAGGUCUGUGAAAGCAUGGACAUCCGAAACGACAUAAGUGAAUUCAAGGUGCUGGAGAACUGCACGGUGGUUGAGGGUUACCUCCAUAUCCUCCUCAUCAGCAAAAAAACCACCAACAACGUAGAGGCCUUACGUUCCCUCAGUUUCCCAAAGCUGACUGUCAUCACUGACCAUCUGCUGCUGUUUCGCGUUGCCGGCUUGGAGAGCCUCAGCACGCUGUUUCCCAACCUGAGUGUCAUCCGUGGUCGCAAUCUGUUCUACAACUACGCCUUGGUGAUUUACGAGAUGACCAGCUUAAAGGACAUAGGCUUGUACAACCUGAGAAACAUCACGCGCGGGGCUGUACGGGUUGCGAAGAACUCUGAACUUUGCUACCUGGACUCGGUGGACUGGUCUUUGAUAACGGAUGUUGUGUUCAACAAUGUUUUCGAUUUGAAUAAGAAAUUGGAAGAGUGCGAUAACGUCUGCCCAGGCAUCAUGAAGAAUAGCCCUCUUUGUCCCAGGACGUCGUACACGAACAAGUUAGACUAUCGCUGCUGGAGCUCCAACCAUUGCCAGAAAGUGUGCCCAGAUCAGUGCAAGCUGGCCUGUACAGACGACGGGCAGUGCUGCCACAGCCAGUGUUUGGGUGGCUGCAGCGAGCCCAACAGCGACCGGGCCUGCUCCGUCUGCCUCCACUAUUUCCACAAUGAGCGCUGCGUGCCAGACUGCCCACCAGGCACGUACAAGUUUGAGGGCUGGCGCUGCAUCACAUUUGAGAUGUGCUCCCAGGCGCACCUGCCAAGUGAUACUCACUUUGUCAUUCAUGGGGGAGAAUGUAUGCCAGACUGCCCUUCUGAUUUCACCCGCAACAAGACUAAUCCCAUGCUUUGUACUGCUUGCAACGGCCCGUGUGACAAGUUCUGCACUUCCCCUGUCAUCGACUCUGUGGAUGCUGCUCAAACCUUAAAGGGGUGCACCGUCAUCAAUGGCCAUUUGGACAUCAACAUCCGCCGUGGAGAUAACAUAGCCUCUGAGCUAGAGAACUUCAUGGGCCUGAUCCGGACAGUAAAGGGAUAUGUAAAGAUACGACACUCCCAUGCGCUCGGCUCCCUGUCCUUCCUCAGGAGUCUCCGAUAUAUCAACGGGGAGGAACUUAUUGAGAACACAUAUUCGUUCUUUGCCAUCAACAACCAGCAUCUGCAGUCCUUGUGGGACUGGAGUCAGCACAACUUGACAAUCCGAGCUGGACGUCUCUUCUUCCGCCAGAACCCCAAGCUCUGCAUGUCCGAGAUCCACAAAAUGUGGGAAAAGACGGGGAUCACUGUGAAACCAGAGGGGGGAGACUUCCGUAACAAUGGAGAGAAAGCCAGCUGUGAAAGUCACAUUCUGAAGAUCAAAUCUAACGUCACAUCAAGUUAUACAAUCAAGCUGACAUGGGAGCGCUAUCAGGUUCCAGAAUAUGGAGGCCUGAUCAACUUCAUCGUUUUCUACAAAGAGUCACCUUUCCAAAACAUCACAGAGUUUGAUGGCCAGGAUGGCUGUGGCUCCAACAGCUGGCACAUGGUGGAUGUUGACCUUUCUCAGGAUGAAAAACUUGACCCAAAGGUUACCCUCCAGCACCUCAAUCCCUGGACCCAGUACGCUAUUUUUGUACGAGCAAUCACCCUGCAGGUGGAGGACAAACACAUCACCGGGGCAAAGAGUGACAUCAUUUACAUCCGCACACGUCCAUCAUCGCCAUCUGUGCCCAAAGAUGCCCACGCCUAUGCAAACUCCUCCACUAAGCUGCUGGUAAAGUGGUCGCGUCCGGUUUUUCCCAAUGGCAAUCUGACGUACUACCUGGUGCGCUGGCAGCAGCAGCCUGAAGACAGGGAGCUCUACCAGCAUAACUACUGUUCCAAAGACCUGAAGAUCCCCAUUCGGGUGUCAGCUGGAGGAUUCUCAGACGUGGAAGACGGCGCAAAACCCACCAAAUCCGACCUUUCAGGUGCCAAGAAGGGUCCUUGCUGCACUUGCCAGAAGACAGCUGAAGAGAAGGACCGUGAGAAGGACGACCGAGUCUUUAUCAAAAUGUUUGAGAACUACCUCCACAAUAUCGUCUUUUAUGCAAGGCCUCCAGACCGUCAACGCAGGGACGUUGUUGGAGUCGCAAACAACACUUUGUUUCCGGAUGGAGCUCAGGGAAAUGCUUCGCUCAGUCCAGCGGAGAACGGCACAGAUGGAGUUCCCCCCGUCAUAGAGUACCCCUUCUCAGAGGAGAAGGUUUCCACAGAAUACCUGGAGAUCCCCAGCCUGCAACCUUUCACCGUCUACCGUAUCGACAUCCAUGCCUGCAACGAGGAGGUGGGCCUCUGCGGUGCCGGAGCGUUCGUCUUCGCCAGGACCAAACCCGCAUCUGAAGCAGAUGACAUCCCUGGAAAGGUCGUCCCUGAAAGGAGUGACAAGGUUGAGGGCUGUAUGGUGCUGCACUGGCCAGAACCCGUUGUCCCCAAUGGACUCGUACUGAUGUAUGAGGUCAAGUACCGUCUGGGGACUGAGCCUGAGAAACACGGAUGUGUGUCACGACGGCAAUACCGGCAAAACAGAGGAGCUCGUCUGACCCACCUGAGCCCCGGGAAUUAUUCAGCUCGUGUGCGGGCCAUCUCUCUGGCCGGAAACGGAUCCUGGACAGAGAGCAUCUACUUUUACGUGCCUCCCCCUAAACGAGAUGAUGACGUUACGUUCUACUUGUCCAUUAUAAUUCCCAUUAUAGUGACGCUCUUCAUCGCCAGCCUCAUCACCAUUUUGUUCUUCAUCAACAAAAAGAGGAACAGCAACAGACUGGGCAAUGGAGUCCUGUAUGCAUCCGUCAACCCAGAGUACAUAAGUGCAGCUGAGAUGUACACUCCAGACGAAUGGGAGGUGGCUCGAGAGAAGAUCACCAUGCACAAGGAGCUGGGUCAGGGCUCUUUUGGCAUGGUGUACGAGGGCCUCGCAAAGGGCGUCGUCAAGGAUGAACCUGAGACACGGGUGGCCAUCAAGACGGUCAAUGAAUCGGCCAGCAUGAGGGAGCGGAUCGAGUUUUUGAACGAGGCGUCAGUCAUGAAGGAGUUCAACUGUCACCAUGUGGUGCGCCUGCUUGGUGUAGUCUCCCAGGGACAACCAACCUUGGUGAUCAUGGAGUUGAUGACCCGGGGAGACCUCAAGAGCCACCUGCGCUCCCUACGCAACGAAAACUCCAACAGCCAGGUCCUGCCACCGCUUAAAAAGAUGAUCCAGAUGGCCGGAGAAAUUGCAGACGGCAUGGCCUACCUGAAUGCCAAUAAGUUUGUCCACAGGGACCUGGCUGCCAGGAACUGCAUGGUUACAGAGGAUUUCACAGUGAAGAUUGGAGAUUUCGGCAUGACGAGAGAUAUUUAUGAGACAGAUUAUUAUCGAAAAGGGGGGAAAGGCCUGCUUCCUGUUCGCUGGAUGUCUCCAGAGUCACUAAAAGAUGGCGUGUUCACAACGAUGUCUGACGUCUGGUCAUUUGGCGUGGUGUUGUGGGAGAUCGCUACGCUGUCGGAGCAGCCCUACCAGGGAAUGUCCAAUGAACAAGUGCUGCGCUUUGUCAUGGAAGGAGGACUCCUGGACAAACCCGACAACUGCCCUGACAUGCUGUUUGAGCUAAUGAGGAUGUGCUGGCAGUAUAACCCCAAGAUGCGUCCGACCUUCCUGGAGAUAAUCAACACCAUCAAGGACGAUCUGGAUCCUUCCUUCAGGGAAGUCAGCUUCUUCUACAGCGAGGAGAACAAGCCGCCGGACACAGAGGAGCUGGAUAUGGAGGUAGAAAACAUGGAGAACAUUCCACUGGACCCCGUAUCCACGAGGCAGCCGGCCGUUAUUCACCCGUCCGGAAGCACACUGCCUCCUUCUGCCCAGCAUUUGGCCCCCAUGCAAGGCCCAAGUACUCCUUUGCUGGGACCUGUGUCCCCCUCACACCCGGGCUAUGUAGCUACAACUGUGGGAUCUCCGGGACACGACAAGCACUCAGGGCAUGUUUUGGUCAACGGACCUGUGGUGGUGCUGCGGCCCAACUUUGAGGAGAUCCAACCAUAUGCACACAUGAACGGGGGCAGAAAGAAUGAACGGGCAUUACCGCUGCCCCAGUCGUCGGCCUGCUGAUAUCUGUCGAGCCCCUCCUCUUCCUCGCACACAGGGUAACUCUCCAUCUCUUCCGUGAGGGACGGGUGAAGUAAGACAUUGAGUUGGUUCUACUGUGUGUCAGUAGACGAUCUCUUCACUCGAUUAAGGUCAGACUCUCAAAGAAACUGUAAAACAUCACAGAAACCUGCUGAAGCGUUUGGAGUUUGGCGGCUCAGACACACUGGGGGGCUCCUUCCUGCGCAGCCUGUUUUUCAACCUUUUGUCACAAACAUGUUCUCCGAGGAGGAAAACACCACAGGCAUGUACAGACUUCCAUGAACUCGCUCGUCUUUUUAGCAUAUCUUAUCAGCGAAACCAACAGAAGAGCACUUUUUGUUCCUGAGGAUUUCAGAGAGGGGAAUGUUUCUCCUCAACAUGGUACUGCUCCAUUUCCAAAAUGGCUUUUCAUCAAUGAAUUUCUGUUUUUGUCAUUUUCUACAAACAUACUGGUUCAAGUUUGCCUCAUAAUGAACUUUUGGAUACAGAUUUCUAUCGGGUGUGGGUCAAAACGGUAAAGUCCGUAAAGUCUAUUGGGUCAAAACGGUAAAGUCCGUAAAGUCUAUUGUACAUCUGCCAAACUUUUGCCAAUUGACUUUUAUUUUCAUCCAAUUUGAUACAGGUGUCACUUUGUGAUAAGGUGGGGAUUCAGAGUUCAGAGAGUCUGGGCAGUUAAAUUAAUGUUUUCAGAAUAAUUUCUCAUCAUUGACAGAAUUUGCAUCUGCGGGUUUUUCGCGUUUCUAAAAAUCGUAAAUCAAAUGUUUUUUAUGAUUUCUAAGCCUUUAUUUUUGUUUUCUUCUAAGGGAAAUAAGUCCAUAUCAACGUCAAUUUUUGAAUGUCAUUUUGUGUUGCCCUUUUUAAAAAAAAUUUUUUUUUAAGUAAGGUGAAUUGGCAAAAUCAUGUCCAAAUUCAAAUCUGAAGUCCUGCUGAAAACCUCAAAUGUCACUUUUGACAUUUUUCCUGUCAUCAUGCUUCACUGCACAGACCUGGUCCGGUUUGGUCAUCAAACUCUGAAUCCCAUCUUUAAUUUACCUUUGUUUACUUUGAAGAAAAAAAAAGGCAAAAAGUCUCACACUGAGAGUUUACUUCACUUUCCGAUCUGUCAGUACAAGUCAGCUGCUGUCUUCAGGUGUUUUCCUGACGUUCGUCAACGCGCGUUUCAGGUCGGAACUGUUCGGAUUCAGUGGCACCAAACUAAUCGUCCCAAACAUACAAGCUGUUAGGAGAGAUGUUACGAUCCUCUGGACGGCUCCAAAGGAGGUCUCUUUUGAGAAGCCGUCACCAUAUCUCUGCAUUUCAAAACACAUCAGAAAGGUCUUACAGUCCUAUUUUUGACUGCAGGAUCAUUUUUUUAUAAACCUUUUUUUGUCACUUUUUUAAAGAACCUUUUUAUGGUUGAAAAUGUUUGCCUCUAUGUCUGUACAGAACAAAGCUGCUAUUUUAUUCUUUCUCUUUUUGGAUGAUUCUAUAUAAAUAUAUAUAAAUAUAUCAUUUUCUUCAGGUUUGAUAUUUUGUGAUCUCCACAAGCAGUCCAUUUUUAAGAACCAUAAACUCUGUUCAAAGCUCUUUAAAUACAAACGAGUGCCCACCCCCCAAAAAAAGGUUUUCAUCUCCAGCAACACUCAAGUUUGUUCCAAUGCCUUUUUUUUAUAUUUGUGAAAAGUUUUGCUCCUUGUUUUGUGGGUAUUUGUUAAAAUUAUUUGGAAUGGACACCUUAGCUCUACGUGUGAGCGUGUAUUUUCGCCCCCCCCCCCCCCCUUUUUUUUUUUUUUUUGCGUGUGUGUAUAUUUGUGUUGUUCAGCACUGCGCCUAGUGUUGCCCCCUCUAGGUGCAACUCAAUCUCAGGUCAAAAUAUAGGCUUUGCUUUCUCCACACAUUCUUUUAGCAUCUUGUUCUCGUGCUACCCCAUCGCCCUGCCUUCCUGCCCCCAUCUUUGCCGCUGUUUGUUACAUAGUCUUGUUUUUGUUUUUAACCGCUGGCUGAUCUGCCCCCCCCCCCCUCCAGUGUCUCCUGUCAAAACUACAAUUUGUUCCAGCGUUAAAAUAAUUUCUGUAUACUAUUUUUUAUUUUUUUACCCCAUCCAUUUAAGGCUUCCUUUGUAAUAAGUAGGGCUAAUCAGUUUGCCUUAUUUGACUGACUAAACCAACUCUUCAGGCUUUUUAUUUUUUGGUGGCUAAUAUUUUUACUUUUUCAUAGUAACACCCCCAAAACUGAUUGUCUUCAACACCUCCUCUUCUAAAAAAAAAAAAAAAAACAGGAUGGGUUUAAGUCCAGGGAAGGGAACAAGUUCAAUGUCAGGAAUGAAAGACGUCUUAAAACGGCAAAAUAUUGAAAAUGUUUGGAAGGAUUUCUACUCAUCUUGCCUGUUGUUUUCUUUUCCUUUAAUUUUAUUUUUUUUAUAGGAAUUUUAAUUUAUUUAUGCUUGUUUCCUUUGCGAUAUCAACUUAAAUCACUGCCCCAUCAUUCAGUAAAACAUAAAAUGAUUAUUUUUAUUAUUAUCACGUUUUUGUAUGCAUUGUCCUUGGUGUCGUGACUGGGGGACUUUAAAAGCUUUUUUUUCUAAAUUAUUAUUAUUAUUUUUUUCCCUUCAGGCAUCUAUCUACCUCACUCUUUAAAUAUAUUUGUGCAUAUGGAAAUCAGACACAUCUCUUGAUCGUCGGUUUUAGCAGAGACCUCUUCAGAGUUAAAUCCCCAGGGAUCUCAAUAAACCUCAUGAAACAUACUAAAACAGAAGAGGGCCAUGUUGCAAGUCAGACUUAUUCAUCAUUUUACUUUUACUUUAAUUUUUAUUCCAAAAACAAAAUCUCCACCUCUGUAAUUCAACAGAAAAACAUGAACAAUGCUGCUGCCUUUUGUGUGGUCUCCUAAAGGAGGGUCAAACUGCAUUUACUAUCUAUGAAAAUCACCCUAGAUAGACUAAAUGACACCUUUUUUUUGACCAACAGCUGGUGAAGCACAGCGUGUGAGAAGUGGGUGGAGCUUAAGACUUUCCAUUUUCCGCUCGCUCUGAACGCAGUCACAACCUCAGAUCCUCAAAACACAACCGUAUCUUUCUCAUCUCAAAUGCAUUUAUACAAAAAUAUUUAAAAAAAAGGGACACAGUUUUCACAUAAAUAAAGAUACAUAUAUAUUUGUGCAUCAUCCCAUAUUACAGCUGGAGUUGAUUCUGAACAGAUAAAACUGACCUUUACCAUGAGGUUAGUACUGUGAAUGUAACCAGAAUAACUCCAUAUUAAAAAAAUAAACACAUUUAAGAAGCAGCAAAUCCACCUCUUACCUUCAAUAAAAUAAAAGCAUUUUUAUAUUUGAUUCUAAGCAACAAGAGAAAAAAGAAACAUGCAUUAUGCAUAAAUUACUUGAAUGUCAUUAUUUAUUCUGUCCGAGUGAACCCACUGAAUGCAAUGAUGUUUUGGUCCUAUUGUUUAUUCCCACUCUCAUCCAUCCAACUAUAUUAAUGACCAAUUUUGAUGUGUUUUUUCCCCCUCAUUUCUUUAAAUGAAUUGUGUAAUGAAUUGUUCAGUCCCCUAUGGGAGGGUUCUAGUUAAUCCCUUCCAAAAACAAGUUUGUGUUUAAUGUGACACAGUAGUUCUUAAAUCCCAAAACGAGUGCGUUCAUUGAUAUGCUGGGGGUGGUUGAUUAGUUCGCUAAAUAAAACCCCAAGAAAAAGAAAAAAUAGGAAUCAUAAUCAUACCUGUAUGCACAAUUUUUCCCCAAAAAUUAAACAAUUUUUUUCAGUCCGAUAUCUGCCAAAAAUCAUUAGAAAACUGAUCUUUAACAUAUCCUUUCAAGCACAAAGCAAUCCGAAUCACCACUUGGACACGGGACGGGAAUUCAGAAUAGACGUGAUUAGAAAAAUCUGAUAGUUUACAGCAUCAACAACAGUUGUUUGUAUUUCCAGCAUAAACAUAUGGUUACUACACUUUAUUGAUUCUUCUCAACGUGUUGCUUUUAGUAUGUUCUUUGUGAAAAUUUCAGGUUUACGGAGGAUGCAUCGCUGCAUCCACCUGCAAUAAUAGGUUCAAGGUUUAUCAUUAUGGUCUGAUUUUUUUUUUUUAAUGAUUUUCAUUCCUACACCAUUUCAAGGGGCCUUGGUCUACUACUAUGAUCGUAUAAUGCUGUUGCGUAAAUCUUGAUGUUUAUAACAUGAUCGGGGAACGAAAUAAUCAAUCGACUUUCACUUGACUGUCUGUAUCCGAGGCCUCAAACGUUUUUUCUUCACUCCUUUAGCCAAGAUGGUGUAUUUUUUGACAUGCCAUGUCCAUAUGUGUAUCUGAAAAUUUCUUGUAUUUUACUUUUUUUCUGAAAUUUUGAAUAAAUAAAUAAAUGAAUGAAAGAAAAUAA